AUGCAAGCCGCCCUCGCCGCCCUCUCCUCCUCAUCAUCCUCGCGGGCGAACGCAGGUCGUGGGGCAAGUCCAGCCGUCGUGGGAGGACAGGGAGGCGGGCUGCCAGACCUAGACCCCCUACGACUCCGCCUCGUCCAGCUUAUCGACGCUGUCACCGCCCUACACACGCAACUCUCCUACCUCGCCUUCUCUGCCCCGACUCCCUCGACUGCGAACCCCGGCAUCCUCCCUUUCCCCGAACUCGUCGCACGAUACAACCUUCUCUUGACGCACCUGUCGGCGCUGCAAGGACUCCUCAGUAGCGAGGGAGACAAAGAGCGGGAGAGGGAGCGAGAAAGGCAGGAGGGUAUGCAAGGAGGCGCGGCGGGCCGGAAGAGGCGGGCUGAGCGCGACCGAGACGUCAAGCGGGAACGAUGGGAGAGUGUGAGUGUCGUGCCGGCGGAAAAGGUGGACGAGGCGAAGGACUGGCUUGUCGGAAUGCUUCUUCGGACCAAACAGACUCCCGAUGUCGAAUCGUCGCAAUCCGCAACAAUCGCCUCCCUUCCUGAACCUUUCGCCUCAGCCCUCACCACAGCAGCGUCGUCCUCCUCUUCCGCAACUCUGCUCCAGCCCACUCACGAACUUGCCUCCGCAUCCUUCGACUCACUCGUCUCAGACCACGCACGGAUACUCUCUCUCGCGCACGACAAGAUUCUCGCACUCAAGGAGUUCAACAGCGACAAUGAGCAGUGGGACUGGAAGGCACGGGUGGAUCUUGAGGAAGACGAAGACGGCGCAGAAGGCGGUGGCGAAAAGAUGCAGGUGGAUGCUGAGGUCGGCGAGGGGAAGCGACCGUGGACGGCGCAGGAGGUGCAGGCGUACUUGCGGACGGGCAAGAGACCGGACCUGUAG
Messenger RNA from Rhodotorula toruloides NP11, 891 nucleotides. RefSeq lists its product as uncharacterized. The transcript has 2 exons. NCBI's taxonomy places the organism in Eukaryota, Fungi, Basidiomycota, Microbotryomycetes, Sporidiobolales, Sporidiobolaceae. The coding region runs from base 1 to 891 and encodes 296 amino acids. The record is from RefSeq and is a predicted model, not a curated record.